GCGUCCAGGCGGAGCCAGGCUUGGGGGACGUUGCAGGUCGUAGUUGCCGUCUCGGCCCGGAAGGGCGGCACAGCCGAGAGCCGCGGGGAUAAGUUCUCCUGCCCCGGCGCCGGUAGCUAGGCGCGUCCCUCCUCCCCGGGGCUGCAGCUCUCCCGUGCUUCGUCCGCUCGCUGAGCUCCCAGCACGGCCCUGCCUCGGGUGAAGGCGUCCCGCGUUUGUGUAGGAAUGGCUGGCACCAUUAUUGGAGUUGGACCAGGAGUGUUUAUUGUAGCACUGCUCUGGGUGCUAGUAUUGCUGCUUUGUGUGCUGUUAUCCAGGGCCUCUGGCUUUGAAAGGUUCUCGGUUGUUCUAGUCUUUAUUUCUGCUCUGAUCAUUACUUUGGUUCUUUGGUUUUUCCCUCGUGCCAGUGAGUUUCCAGAGCCAGCUACAGAAACAAAGAUUGUGGAUACCUUUUUCAUUGGCCGCUAUGUCCUGGUCUCUGUUCUCAGCCUGAUGUUUCUUGGAAGCCUCUUCCUGGUUCUUAUUCACCAUGUUCUGGAACCAGUGUAUGCCAAACCACUCCGAGUUAAGUAACUAUCCAAGGCAGGUAGUAUGACAUCAGUUGGGCAAUGAGAAUAUUCCCCUUCAAAUUUCUGAAGAAGCUUUCUGUUUGUGAUAUUAUACAAACAAUGAGUUCCAGAACCGGUGUCUGUUUGAAGUGCGAGAAAUCUCCAAAUAGGAGUUUCAGUAUGUAUAUAUUUUGCACAGGCUAAUUAAGAUUUUCUGCGGCCUUUUGUAGAGCCAAGAAAAGCUUGCUGGCAGAGAAAAGCUUGUUUACAGAUUGUAUCAGAUUAUUUUGUAUUUAUUCUUGGGAGUAUUUCCAUGAUCUCCGUUUUGGAGAAAAUAAAAGAAGAAGAACAAGUGAAUUUCUCUCUAUUGUUAAUCACAUGAGCAGAUCCAGGAUUUUGUAAAGGGGUACAAGGGCAGUGACCUGCGCUGCAGGAGUAGUUGCACCCUGUCUCCAGUAUUCCCUAGUUGUAGGCAGACUAUGCCACAAGAGCAGAACAAGUUUCUCAAGCAGGUAAGAAUCUUCUUUUCCCUACUCUCUUCCCCUCCCAUUCUACUCUUCCACCUGCUGCUGCCAGUGGUGCCUGCUGAGCCGAGGCUCCAGAGCCACUGCAGUUGGCUGCACAGGGAGUCAGGUUCUGCUAGAGACAGCAGCAGUAAUUAUGGCAGUAGGCAGGCUCCCUUCCCCCAUGCCUGUGUAGGCAGGGAACACCAAGGGGACUGGGCAGGGAGGGGAAAUCUGCCCACUACUGCUGCUGGCUCUGGUUGAGCUCAGCUCCACGUGAAGCUUGAGUGGAGUGAGCAGGAGUGACUCUGGAGGUUGCCCCCCUUCCCCUAAGGCAGCCAGAGACAGCAGCUGUAAUGGGGAGGGGAGGGACUGUGCCACAGCAUGGAGACGAAGGGAGUGGGAAUUCUUUAAAUGGUAAUUUAAAAGUCCCUGGCUGCUCCUUCCAUGGUGUGGGGUUGUAUCUGUGCUACUGCAACCUCCCCUCCCCCAGUGGAUCUCCUGAUCACUGUAAUGAUGGCAAAACUUGCAUGGAAUUGAGAAGUACUUUAAAAGUCCCAAAAUAUUUGAUCCCUGAAUUCUAGACAUAGGGCUGGAAAUGUGCGCAGCACAGAAUUUUUUACUUGGCCCAGAUUGUGUCCUCUUUCAACAUGGUAUUUGUAAAUCUCUGUCUUCUCUUUCUUUCUGAUUAAAACUGGGAACUGAUUAAAUGUCAAAAUAAAAAAAAAGGAGCUGAGUUUGAACUGUGGGUAUCAAAGGUUUGUGUCAAUUCUGGUUCUUCUUUUAGGCACUUUGAAACAGCUGAUUCCCCUGUGUGUUCCCUGCUAGCCUGUAAGCAGGCUCAUGGAAGGGGACCUGUCUGCCACUGUUGCUGCCACUUUCUCCAGCAGUAUUUCAUUGCACAACAGCAGCUGCAGGUGAGGGAGGGGUUGAAUGGGCAGGGAUGGGAUGGAAGGGGAAGUAAGGCUGAGCAAAGAGGGAAGGAGAAGAGGUGCUGAGAGCAGAGCAGGUAAAGAAGGAGAUUUUUUUAUCCCCGAUUCAGGGACUGAACAAACCAAACAGCACAUGCUUUGGCUGCUGCUCUGAUCUACCCAUCCUGAGGGAGGGGAGUUGGAAGCGGGGGUGCAGCAACCCUUGCAGCACCAGCUGCUGCUCCCCCCACCCCACAUGAUUCAAACCGAGUGAUUUUUGUAAAGUCUUACACAUUCAGUUGAGGUUUGGAUUCUCAUUAGGGGCUCUAUUCUUUUUUUCCCUGUAAAGAAGAGAAACCAAAUCCAUGUAAUCCUUUCCAGUGGUUUGUUUAGUUAGUUGUAUUAACUAGAACCCAACAGACCUAUUUAUCUCCCUUCCCUUCUUCAUGCAAUAGGGAAACUGUUGAGGCCCUCUCAGAGGCCAAUGGUUGCCCGCUUCCUAAGAAACAUAAAGGUUAUAUUUUUCAUUAGUUUGGAGACCAUCUUCUGUGCAACUUCAGAGGCAUCUUCCUUCACUCAUGAACUCAGCUGAAGGCUGGAUCCAACACAUGCCUUUUUGGAAACAUUUUACAUUCUGUAUCUACCUGGGCACUAUGGCCUGGGCAAACUACAGCUUGCAGGCCAGAUCCAGCCUGCAAAGCAGCUUUGUCUGGCCCGCGGCAGACAAAGCCGCGGGCCUACCUGGCCAAGGCAUUGCCCAGGCAUGGUAUGUCCUGCCACCCCCUAGGCACGCAGUGGGGCGGAGGCAGCUCUGCAGCUGGACUGCCUUUCUAGGCAUCCCAGGCUGCUGCCACUGCCCCCAGCCCUGAGGUAGCAGGG
Molecule: messenger RNA, 2841 nt
Organism: Alligator sinensis (Chinese alligator)
Lineage: Eukaryota; Metazoa; Chordata; Crocodylia; Alligatoridae
Gene: TMEM218
Product: transmembrane protein 218
Exons: 4
Coding region: 226-573 (115 amino acids)
Source: RefSeq, a predicted model, not a curated record